CUCAAAAAUGGAAUAGAAAAAAAAAUAUGAAAAAAGUUGAAAGAAAUCUUUUAUGAAUACCACCUUGUCCUUGCUUUCAUUUCCAACUGCUACUUCACAUUUUAACCGUCUCUUUGUCUGUCUGUGUCUCUCGGUAAGGAACAGUAGCCAUUGGAAUUCUGGGUUUUUCUCUGCAAUUGGAAGAAAAGCAGAAUGGCAAGAGCAAGAAUUCACAUCGUAUUGAUGGGACUUCUGCUUUGGUGUUGCUUGACAGCCUCAGCAAAAUCAGAAUAUAUGAAAUAUAAAGAUCCAAAACAGCCACUGCCUGUUCGAAUUCAGGACCUAUUGGACAGAAUGACAUUAGAAGAAAAAAUAGGACAAAUGGUCCAAAUUGAGCGCAGUGUUGCUUCAGCUAACGUGAUGAAGAAAUAUUUCAUUGGAAGUAUAUUGAGUGGAGGAGGGAGUGUCCCAGCUCCACAAGCUUCUGCAAAGACUUGGAUCGACAUGGUCAAUGACUUUCAAAAAGGUUGUUUAUCUACCCGAUUAGGAAUUCCAAUGAUUUAUGGAAUUGAUGCUGUUCAUGGCCACAACGCUGUUUACAAGGCAACAAUAUUUCCUCACAACAUUGGACUAGGUGCUACCAGGGACCCUGAACUAGUUAAGAAAAUUGGGGCUGCAACAGCACUUGAAGUCAGAGCAACUGGAAUCCCAUAUGUUUUUGCACCUUGUAUUGCGGUUUGCAGAGAUCCAAGAUGGGGUAGAUGUUAUGAAAGUUACAGCGAAGAUCCCCAGAUUGUUCAAGCAAUGACAGAGAUUGUACCAGGAUUACAAGGGGACAUCCCAGCUAACUCUCCUAAGGGCGUUCCAUUUGUAGCUGGAAAGAAAACUGUUGCAGCUUGUGCUAAGCACUAUGUCGGUGACGGUGGAACAACUAAUGGCAUAGAUGAGAACAACACAGUGAUAGAUUGGCAUGGUUUGCUUAGCAUUCAUAUGCCAGGCUACUAUACUUCAAUUAUCAAAGGUGUUUCAACCAUCAUGGUCUCCUAUUCAAGCUGGAAUGGGAUUAAAAUGCAUGCUAAUCGUGAUUUAGUAACCGGUUUUCUCAAGAACACACUUCGUUUCAGGGGCUUUGUCAUUUCGGAUUGGGAAGGUCUUGACAGGAUCACAUCUCCACCUCAUGCUAACUAUUCGUAUUCAAUUCAAGCUGCAAUCCAUGCUGGCAUUGACAUGGUCAUGGUUCCAUACAAUUAUACUGAAUUCAUAGACGGGCUAACCUUCCAGGUGAAAAACAAUAUCAUCCCCAUGAGCCGCAUUGACGAUGCAGUGACGAGAAUUUUGCGAGUUAAGUUUGUAAUGGGUCUAUUUGAGAACCCACUAGCAGAUUACAGCUUGGUCGACCAACUUGGAAGUCAGAAGCAUAGAGAGUUGGCUAGAGAAGCAGUGAGAAGAUCACUCGUUUUGCUGAAGAAUGGACAAUCUGUCGAUCAUCCAGUGCUUCCCCUACCUAAGAAGACAUCAAAAAUACUAGUUGCUGGUAGUCAUGCACACAAUUUGGGGUAUCAAUGUGGUGGAUGGACAAUUGAGUGGCAAGGGCUGAGCGGCAACAACCUUACAAGUGGCACAACAAUCCUAACUGCCAUCAAGAACACAGUUGAUUCAAGCACUGAAGUCAUGUACAAGGAGAAUCCUGACACUGAAUUCGUCAAGUCCAACAAUUUCUCCUACGCCAUUGUUGUAGUAGGGGAGCAUCCAUAUGCAGAAACAGAUGGUGACAGUAUGAAUUUGACAAUUCCAGACCCUGGUCCAAGCGCAAUCACAAAUGUCUGUGGAUCUGUGAAAUGUAUUGUUAUCAUAAUAUCCGGUCGCCCUGUCGUUAUCCAACCUUACGUUGACUCCAUCGAUGCUCUUGUUGCCGCUUGGUUACCAGGAACUGAGGGUCAAGGCGUUGCAGAUGUUCUGUUUGGUGACUACUGUUUUACAGGCAAGCUUCCUCGUACUUGGUUCAAGACUGUUGAUCAACUGCCGAUAAAUGUUGGGGAUCCACAUUAUGAUCCUCUCUUCCCAUUUGGGUUUGGCCUUACUACUGAACCUACUAAAAGCUAAGAGGAGAGCACCCCUAAGGCUUUCUAAUUGUUUUAAACUCAUUUUCAUCAUCAUUUACAUUUGUCAGAACUAGCUUUAGCAGUUCUUGAUAUGCAGUAAAAUAUUUAUACAAAAAAGUAACUAAA
Durio zibethinus is the source of this 2207-nucleotide messenger RNA. RefSeq lists its product as uncharacterized. Lineage: Eukaryota; Viridiplantae; Streptophyta; Magnoliopsida; Malvales; Malvaceae. The record is from RefSeq and is a predicted model, not a curated record. Gene Ontology annotation, biological process: glucan catabolic process. Gene Ontology annotation, molecular function: beta-glucosidase activity.